ACAAUAAAAAGGAGACACCGAACGAUGAAUAUGAUGACGACCCAUCAUUAACAAGAAUCAAAACCUUAUUACUCUAUGUUCUGUAACCACUGAAGGAGAGUGUCUGAGACUGUGUAGCCACCACACCAUGCCCACCUUUGUCCGCAACACCUCCCUCUCACGCAGCCGCAGGGAACAGAUUUCCAAGUCUAACAGCUACAGACGCAGGAGAGCCAAGGAAAGGAAAGUCUUUCUCACUACCUAUAAACUUCAUUCUUUCACACAGUCCACAUCGCCUAAGCCAAACAAAGUCCCUGCUCUCAACCUCAAGAAAGUUGUUGCCUCUGUCUUUAAGCUUGUGCAAACCACCGCAGCUUCUUUCACAUCCAAGUCCUCUCUCUCCACCCACUUCUGAACUCUCUUCUUCCCCACUUUUCAACCACUUUCUUUUUUAGACUGCUCUCUCUCUCUCGUUCAUAAUGGAAAAUGACUACAUUCUUCCGUUUAUUCUGUAUAUAUUAUCAAAUAUAUGAUGCUUUAUGUUUUCUAUUUUCACCAUAUGAAUUGUGUAAGCUAACUUUAAUAAAUCACCCAUCUUUCAACUUUCAAGAACUUCCUCAUGUUCUCUAAUUUCUUGGACCCUUUCCCUGAAUUAUCAUAUAGAAAGUUCAACAACCAUCAUGUAUAAAGUUGUCAAAUAAUUGUAUCUAUUAAGCGUGUGGUUAUAAAUUUACUCAUGAGUUGCAUGUGUAGUAGAUAUCAGUUGGAAGAAAUCAGUCUCUUAAGAUCAGCAAAACUAAUGAAAGUUCAACAAAUAAAUAUAUUGAAUGAAAUGUGCAAAUUUUAGUCCACACCCCAGCUAAUCAUAAUUUAAGAUCAGCAACCUUUAAUUAACAAGUGCCUAAAUUUAGGAUGGCAAAAAGAAGAAAAGAAAAGAAAAAUGAAGAAACCAGUUUGAGCCUCACAAAACCUGGUUAGAGAACCGUGUCCAUACAUACGUAACAAAAUCCUUAACCAAUGGAAGGUUCCCUAAUCGAACAAGCAGAAAAUUGCACCUCCUGUCAUGUUCAAGACAAGGAAAUGAGAAAGAAAAAAAUGUUCUUUACUCUUAACGUUGAAUGCACUGUGCCACAUUCUCAAAGGGUUAAUUAAUCAACAAUCACCGUCAUUAUUUAUCAUGACACCUGAAACUUAUGUCCUUAAGAACCAAUCUCCUUUUUAUGGCCACAAACCUGCUCGCCGUUCCCAUCGUAGCUCUGGUGGAUGCGGGUGUCUAAGUCUAUGUUGCUGCUGUUUUGGUUGGUGUCGUUGUUGCCUUUGCAUAAUCCUCUUCAUAAUUAUACUCUUGGUGGCCCUUGCUUUGUGCUUUUAUUACCUUCUUAAGCCUAACAUUCCCUCCUAUGACUUUGAAAGCAUUGACGUUGUCGCUUUUGAAUUGCGAAAGGAAAACAAGGUGUACACUGAUGUUGUGGUUAUUGUGAAAGCAGAUAAUCCAAAUAAGAACAUUUGGUUGGACUACUUAGAGAAUAACAUUGGGGUGAUAUAUUCAGGGUCAAAACUUUGCUCGGGACAGAUACCACCCUUCUUGCAACCAGGGAAUAACAUAACAACGGUUAAGGCAGAGUUGAAGGGGGAAAGCCAAUUAAGUUCUGAAAUUGAAUCCCAGUUUAUGGAAGACCAGAAGGAAGAGAAAAUUCCUUUGUUAGUAGUAGUGAGGCUUCCCAUAAGACUUGUUAUCAACGAUUUUAUACAUCUCAGGAAAUUUGUGGUUCAUGUAAAUUGUUCGCUGGUUAUUGAUAAGGUGCAACCCAAUAAAAGACCUAAUAUUUUGAAGAAGGAUUUCACCUAUGGAAUAAAGUUCUAAAUGGUUGGUUUGUCGGUUAUUUCAUGAAUCUUUGUAUAUAUUGGUGGCUGUUAAGAAGUGGAAGGCAAAGGAAAUUGGGGUUGACAUGGCUUACAUUUUGUUUUAUCUGUCAGAAUCAAACUCGGUAACAAAUAACUCAGACACCUUACUCAUCCUACUAAAAUCGGUGCCAAGGGACUUAUUUGCUUUGAUCAUGGUGAUUGGAGUUUGGUUUAGAGUUUUUGUUAUGUUUUCUUGGAAGUCAUAAUACAGGGGAAGUACAUUUAUCACACAAAUAGAUGUGUUUGAUCAAGUUUUUCUUUGGAUCAAGUUUUUCUUUGGAUUAAAUAGGGAGGGUUGAUGGUGAGAAUUUUGUAGAGACUUUUAAAGCAUGAGUUAUCUCAGACAGAAGAUAGUCAGAGAGGAGAAAAAAUUGCUUUCUGUGUAGAAUUUAGUUUAGCUCAACUGUACAUGAAAAUUAUC
Molecule: messenger RNA, 2305 nt
Organism: Cajanus cajan (pigeon pea)
Lineage: Eukaryota; Viridiplantae; Streptophyta; Magnoliopsida; Fabales; Fabaceae
Source: RefSeq, a predicted model, not a curated record